GGAAGAAAAGGAGGAGCGAGGACCAGUUGCUUUGAACACAGAGGAGCGUCUGUUCGCUGUCAGUCUCGCUCUCCCUCUGCGCCCUGCGGAAUGGAUAUAAUAUUCGGCAGGAAUAAGAAUGAACAGCUGGAGCCUGUGAGGGCCAAAGUGAGAGGCAAGAUUCCAACAUGGCUGCAGGGAAUCCUGCUGCGCAACGGGCCUGGGAUGCACACAGUGGGGGAGACCAAAUACAACCACUGGUUUGACGGCCUGGCCUUGCUCCACAGCUUCAGCAUUCGAGAUGGUGAAGUCUAUUACAGAAGCAAAUACCUGAGAAGUGACACCUACAACGCCAAUAUCGAGGCAAACAGGAUUGUGGUGUCAGAGUUUGGAACAAUGGCCUAUCCGGAUCCCUGCAAAAACAUAUUUUCCAAAGCAUUCUCUUACUUGUCUCACACCAUCCCAGAUUUCACAGACAACUGCUUGAUAAACAUCAUGCAGUGUGGAGAAGACUUCUAUGCAAUCACAGAGACCAAUUACAUGAGGAAAAUCAACCCACAGACUCUGGAAACCCUGGAAAAGGUUGAUUAUCGAAAAUACAUGGCUAUAAAUCUGGCAACUGCACAUCCUCAUUAUGAUGAGGCUGGAAACAUUCUCAAUAUGGGUACUUCCAUUGUGGACAAGGGGAAGACAAAAUAUGUGAUGUUUAAGAUCCCUGCCCCAGCACCAGAGGCCAAGAAGAAGGGGAAGAGCCCCCUGAAGCACGUGGAGGUGUUCUGCUCCAUCCCCUCUCGCUCCCUCCUCUCCCCGAGCUACUACCACAGCUUUGGUAUCACCGAGAACUACGUUGUCUUUCUCGAGCAGCCGUUCAAGUUGGAUAUUCUCAAGUUGGCAACCGCGUACAUGCGGGGAGUGACCUGGGCUUCCUGCCUGACUUUCCACAGGGAGGACAAGACUUACAUUCACAUCGUUGACCAAAGAACCAGAAAACCUGUGCCGAUCAAGUUUUACACGGACCCGAUGUUGGUCUUCCAUCACGUCAAUGCCUACGAAGAGGAUGGCUGCAUCGUGUUUGACAUCGUGGCCUACGAAGACAACAGCAUUUACCAGCUCUUCUACAUGGCCAAUCUGAACCAGGACUUCCAGGAGAAUUCCACGCUCACCUCGGUCCCCACCCUCAGAAGGUUUGCUGUGCCCCUGCAUGUGGACAAGAAUGCAGAAGUGGGCUCAAGUUUGGUCAAACUGCCAUCUACAACAGCAACAGCCCUGAAAGAAAAAGAUGACCAAGUCUACUGCCAGCCAGAAUUGCUUUUUACAGGCUUAGAGCUACCUCGGAUCAAUUAUGCUCGCAAUGGGAAACAAUACCGAUACAUCUUUGCUGCUGAAGUUCAGUGGAGUCCAGUCCCAACCAAGAUAAUAAAAUAUGACCUUCUCACAAAGUCGUCCUUAAGAUGGGAAGAGGAGGGCUGCUGGCCAGCGGAACCCGUGUUUGUGCCUAUGCCAGGUGCCAAGGAUGAGGAUGAUGGAGUUCUCUUAUCAGCCAUCGUCUCUACCAAUCCCCAAAAGCCACCUUUUCUGCUUAUUCUGGAUGCCAAAAGUAUGACAGAACUGGCUCGUGCCUCUGUUGAUGUAGAGAUGAACCUGGAUCUCCACGGGAUAUUCAUUCCAGACGCAGACUGGGACAUGAGGAAGCAGGCCUCUUCAGAGGAACAGCCGGACAGGGCUUCAGACUGACACAUGGCCCCAUAGACCUGAUGGUGUUGCAGCUUGGGCCCUGGGAGGACUAGCUCAGCUGGCAGGAUCCCCAGGGCUCGAAGCUUGACACCUUUCUUUUGGAAAGGCCUUCAUUUCAUUUUGCACUUAUUCUUUGUGGGUGCUUUGAUUAGGACAUAGAAAGAGAGCUUGUCAUUAUCUUUUCUUUCAUUUUAUUUCAGCCAUAAAAACCUUGUUUGAAAGCAAAAUUAUUGAUUAGCUCUAGCACUUCCAAGAAAGUUCCUUUCCUUUAUUAUAAAGACCUUGACCAUGAAUCAGAAAUUGUAUUAAAUCACACUAUCAUCAUUUGUAGAAUGAGUAACCACUAAUAUAUUAGAGAAGAGACAGGUAAAUGUUCAUCACUGCUCCUUCCUCUGUCUCUCUCUCUUUCCUUCCCUCCCUCUCUUCUUUCUCAUGGACUAAAUUGUGCAUCUGGGUGUCUUAGCUUUCUCAGACAUGCCCUAUUUGUAAGUUAUGUGGCCAGGAAGGCAUGUACUUCGCAGUCACUCUACACAAGGCACGGCAUAAUAUAAAAUAAUAAAAACUUUAAAGUCUG
Messenger RNA from Galeopterus variegatus (Sunda flying lemur), 2287 nucleotides. RefSeq names its product beta-carotene 15,15'-monooxygenase 1 (gene BCO1). Bases 91 to 1713 code for a protein of 540 amino acids. The record is from RefSeq and is a predicted model, not a curated record. Gene Ontology annotation, biological process: carotene catabolic process; retinal metabolic process. The transcript has 11 exons. NCBI's taxonomy places the organism in Eukaryota, Metazoa, Chordata, Mammalia, Dermoptera, Cynocephalidae. Gene Ontology annotation, molecular function: beta-carotene 15,15'-dioxygenase activity; carotenoid dioxygenase activity.